This is a messenger RNA of Pomacea canaliculata, 554 nucleotides long. RefSeq lists its product as uncharacterized. NCBI's taxonomy places the organism in Eukaryota, Metazoa, Mollusca, Gastropoda, Architaenioglossa, Ampullariidae. The record is from RefSeq and is a predicted model, not a curated record. Bases 104 to 388 code for a protein of 94 amino acids. The transcript has 3 exons.
GACAGUAUAAAUGUUGGUCCCACUCAAGCGACCUCAGCCGACCUCGCACAGUCCAUCGUUAUUGUCCAACGAUUGAAGCAGAGACAACUCCUAGACCGGAACCAUGAAGAUAAUUGUCGCCCUUGCUCUUCUGGCUGUCGCUGUCCUUGCAUACGAAUGCCCUCCUGACCCCACCCAGGGCAUCGACUGCUUUGAGACGGAGCCUGGCAAGGUGUUCUGCAUGACUGACGGCAGCCUGGUGUGUGGAGUGUGUGGCAAGAGACUGGCUUACUGUCUUGGGAUGAUGGAGGGUCUGCUCAUCCUGGAGUCCAUUGAUCCUAGUGUGUGUGAAGGCGCCACCGCCCCGGAGUGUGAGCAGGGCAUCAGUGGCCCAAAGAUCAAAGGUUGAUGCAGCGGCAACUACCCGGGUACCGCCAACAGCAACAGUCGGGACUACCUUGGUACCGCCAACAGCAACAGUCGGAUGCCAUGAUUAAUUAACUCAGAGUGCAUGGCUGUGGAGGUUGUUGUCGGUAUUCUGAGUGCGCAAUGGAAAAUAAAGAUAUAUAGUCAGA